Molecule: messenger RNA, 1685 nt
Organism: Drosophila gunungcola (fruit fly)
Lineage: Eukaryota; Metazoa; Arthropoda; Insecta; Diptera; Drosophilidae
Gene: Tango11
Product: transport and Golgi organization protein 11
Exons: 3
Coding region: 226-1059 (277 amino acids)
Source: RefSeq, a predicted model, not a curated record
GCUACCGAGUAGCAGAACAGUGCCUGUCACGUUUGGGAUUUUUUAGCACUAUUCUGGCCCGAAGCUCUUCACACACAUAACAAAAGGCAAGAGAAAAAUUGUAAAUUAUUACGGAUUUCCCGGACAUUUUCCUGUCAGUCGAGAGCAAUAGACCAAAAGUAACGCUGCGGAAUAGCCAAUAAAAUAUAUAUUGGAUCAGAUCUAAGGAAUCCCCAGGACAUCGCCAUGGUGACCCCGCAAUCGCCGACGCCCAUGUUCAAUGGAUUGGACGACGAUCUCUACAAUGAGGCCAAGUUCGCCCACGAAAUCAACGACAAGAUGCGGGUUCCCAAACGGAUUAAGGCCACUGGCGAGUAUUCCGACGAGGAUCUGCUGCUGUCCAACCAGAACGGAAUGAUCAGCUCCUGGAACUACCACGACAAGAUUGACAUGAAUGUGCCGGACCGAAUUGUGGUCCUGGGCCACAAUCAGCACCUGGAGACGCGCUCAGCGCCCCGGGAAAUCCAGCUGGAGAACUCCAUUCUGCCCAAGAAUCCCUCGGUGGGGCUGGUGCGCGUCCAGACGCCACCGCGCGUCAUCACCCUCACCGAUCACCACUUUCCCUCGGCCUCCGAGGAGAGCUCGCCCAUCCGGGCCAAUGGGCAGCACCUAUAUGGCCACGAUCUCGACGACGACGCCGACGACGAUGAGGGCCAUUCGGCCACGCAGUACGUGCGCGCCAAUGGAGCCGCCCGCAUGGGAUUUCACGCCAAUGACACCCACUCCGUGGAAUCGGACUCUCAGUUGACCACGGGCAGUGCCAGCAAGCGGUCGCAGUUGAACCAGCAGCACAACAACCUGGAUGCCUCGAUGCUGGCGCUACGCGAGGGCACGCCCAUGGGCGAACUGACGCCCCACGAGGAGAUCCUGUAUCUGAGGCGCCAGCUGGCCAAGCUAAAUCGCCGGGUGCUGAACAUCGAGAUCAACAACGAGCAGCGCACGCAGCGCGAGAAGAUCGUCUACUGUCUGGGCCUCGCCUACUUCGUCCUCAAGACAAUAUUCUGGCUGAAUCGCAAUUAGAUGGACUAGUUUGGUUGGCUGAUGGUUGGCGAUCUUCGGUGGGUGCUAAGACAACCGCCUCCCUGUGGACACCCUUUUGGAACAGCUUCUUUCGUUUCUUGACUUAUUUGUUUCUUUUGUGGAAGGGCUCUGAGAGAGACUUUGUUUUUUGUUUGCCAUAACUUCGUAGUCUAAGCUCGAUAAUAAAUAAGCGCAACACCGUUCUGUUUUGUACACCGUGGAAAACCAAAAGCAAAGGCCCCCAUACUUAAUUUGUAAGAUCUGGCACCAUUUAAGGAGCGUGUAUCUAAAUUUAAGCUUUAAUCUCUACGUGUUUCACCUGAGCAACCCCCAACGCAAAUAUGAAUCAUCAAACCAUUGCAUUGAAAAGAUAUUGUUUAAAGGGUUGUUUCCGUUGUAGAUCUGUUAACAUUUGAUAAUCCCAAAGUGAAGACAAGAACUCUAAUGGUAUUUGUAUGCGAUAUCCCAUACGAUAAAUAGUUAAAUAUACAUAAUAGUACAUUAAAUCCCACAGAAAUCAUUGCAUUGAUUUUUGCAUAACUAACGGAAACAAAAGAAAUCAUUUUAGGGUAGCAUGAAUCAACUAUUGAAUUCAUAUUUAAAAUAAAACGUUUAAAGUACCAAAA